CACCAACAACAACAACAACAACUUACAGAGUCCUAAAUAUCGCCUCUCAUUGGAAAGUCCUCCUUUCUCUGGAAUAUGUGGACCAUACCCAAGCCCAGAUACAAGAACGGUUCCGCCGGGGAGGAGAGUGAGGAUGAGAUCGCUGUGAACAUUGGAGGGGUGAGAGUGGUGCUUUUCGGGGACGUUUUGAACCGUUACCCGGAGAGUCGCCUGGCGGAACUAGUGAACUGCUCACCUCAAAACUACGACGGCAUCUUGUCGCUCUGUGACGACUUUGACCCGGGCAGAAACGAGUUUUACUUUGACCGAGACCCCGAUGCCUUCAAGUGCAUCCUUGACGUUUACUACUUUGAUGAGAUUCACAUCAAGCGAGGCAUUUGUCCCAUUUGUUUUCUCAAGGAGAUGGAGUUCUGGAAGAUCGACCCCAGCGUGCUGGACGAGUGCUGCAAAAGUGACCUGAGCGAGAAGGAGGUCGAGUUGAAGGAGAUCGCCAGCAAGGUGCUUCUCAUCUUGGAGGACAUGGACAGCGAGCCCCCCGUGACUCGCUCUGAGCGGUACCAGAGAUUCCUCUGGAAGAUGAUGGAGAAGCCCGGCUCUUCGUUGGUGGCGCGCGUCGUCGCCAUCGCCUCGUUCCUCUUCAUCCUUGUCUCCUCCAUGGUGAUGUGCGUGGGUACCAUCCCGGAGCUCCAGGUUAUGGACGACGAGGGGAAACUCGUGGAACACCCGACCCUGGAGGCGAUAGAGACCGCCUGCAUCUUGUGGUUCACCGUGGAAUACCUGCUGCGUCUCGCGUCCUCUCCAAACAAGCUGCACUUUGCCUUCGCGUUCAUGAACGUCAUCGACUUCAUGGCCAUCGUACCGUUCUACGUCGUCCUCAGCCUCACCUACCUCGGCACCAGCGCCAUGAUGGAGCUGGCCAACGUUCAACAAGCGGUGCAGGCUCUUCGUAUCAUGCGCAUCGCGCGCAUCUUCAAGUUGGCACGCCACUCGUCCGGGCUGCAAACCCUCACGCACGCGCUCAAGAGGAGCCUCAAAGAACUGGGCCUGCUGCUCAUGUACAUGGGAGUGGGGAUCUUUGUGUUCUCUGCACUGGCCUACACCAUGGAGCAAAGCCACCCGGAGACUCUGUUCAAGAGCAUCCCGCAGUCUUUCUGGUGGGCCAUCAUCACCAUGACCACGGUGGGCUACGGAGACAUCUACCCCAAGACGACGCUCGGGAAGUGCAACGCGGCCGUGAGCUUUCUCUGCGGGGUGAUAGCUAUCGCUCUGCCCAUCCACCCCAUUAUAAACAACUUUGUGGUGUUUUACAACAAGCAAAAGGUGCUGGAGACGGCUGCCAUGCACGAGGUGGAGCUGAUGGAGUUGAAGUCGGGCAGGAGCGCGCGAAGAACCAGCGCGACUCCAGGCGACUUGCAGCAACCGCGUGCGCGCACAGCACAGUGACAUGCGUGCGUCCCCAUCAUCCCUGCAGUUGUGCAAAGUGUGUUAUGGCACAGGAACGGCGUUGCACGCAUUUUGGACAAAUAGAAUACCGUGUUGAUAGGGCUUUAUAACUAGCAUUAUUGGCGGUUUUGAUAUCUGUUUUGAUUC
Molecule: messenger RNA, 1590 nt
Organism: Gadus chalcogrammus (walleye pollock)
Lineage: Eukaryota; Metazoa; Chordata; Actinopteri; Gadiformes; Gadidae
Product: potassium voltage-gated channel subfamily F member 1-like
Exons: 1
Coding region: 76-1443 (455 amino acids)
Biological process (GO): protein homooligomerization; potassium ion transmembrane transport
Cellular component (GO): membrane; voltage-gated potassium channel complex
Molecular function (GO): voltage-gated potassium channel activity; protein binding
Source: RefSeq, a predicted model, not a curated record